Clonostachys solani is the source of this 450-nucleotide messenger RNA. NCBI's taxonomy places the organism in Eukaryota, Fungi, Ascomycota, Sordariomycetes, Hypocreales, Bionectriaceae. The record is from the annotation of a GenBank genome assembly.
AUGAUCAAAUUCCGUGUGCAGCCCGUGGCAGCCCUUCUCCUCAUCGUCAUCACAGCCCUCCUCAUGGCCAUCACGCUCGUGCCCAACAGCCUCCCGCGUGCAGAUAACGUUCCUCUUGCUGUUCUUACGCAUACCGUACUGUUCAAGUUCACCGCGAAAGCCAGCGCUGAGGAUGUAAAGGCGGCCUGCGCCCGUUUCCUGAAACUAAAAGACGAUUGCAUUCUCCCAGGCAAGAAGACGCCGUACAUCGUGUCCAUGCGCGGCGGCCAAGACAAUUCCCCCGAGGGUCUGCAGGACGGCUUCACACAUGGAUUCGUCGUGCAAUUUCACUCGGCCAAGGAUCGCGAUUACUAUGUGAACUCGGACCCUGCCCACCAGGCCUUCAAGGAGAGCAUCGCCAGCUUAGUGGACAAGGCCCUCGUGGUCGACUUUGACAAUGGCGUGUACUGA